Annulohypoxylon truncatum is the source of this 2166-nucleotide messenger RNA. RefSeq lists its product as uncharacterized. Lineage: Eukaryota; Fungi; Ascomycota; Sordariomycetes; Xylariales; Hypoxylaceae. Gene Ontology annotation, molecular function: poly-pyrimidine tract binding; pre-mRNA 3'-splice site binding. Bases 208 to 1878 code for a protein of 556 amino acids. Gene Ontology annotation, biological process: mRNA processing. The transcript has 5 exons. The record is from RefSeq and is a predicted model, not a curated record. Gene Ontology annotation, cellular component: U2-type prespliceosome; nucleus; nuclear speck.
CUAUUUUCCAGCCUCGUUGUAGCUCCACUGACUGUCAACAGCUCAACCUAACUUACAUACAUGCAGCAUAGCUCGUUAUCUUCUAAGUUCUUUCAAUUCCUGCCUGCUCUACUUUACCUUACCACCGUCUUCACUUUUGAUUGAAGACUGUUCACUUUUUUUCAUUUCUUUCGUACUGCAUUUUGCACGAGGGAUUGAAUCAACAUUAUGAACGGAGACAGUUACACUUCUCGAGAUGGCCGUCAUGGCUCAUCUCGAGAUUUUGCUCGCGAUGACCGGAGAGACCGAGGUGAUCGACGGGAGCGACGACGAAGCAGAUCGCCUCGUCGGUCGCAUCGUGAUGCGAGAGAUGAGGAUGCUUAUGCUUCAAGUCGCAGCCACCGAGAUCGCGAACGUGAAGACCGAUACGGUGGUGCUGGCGGCGGCAGAGACCGAAGAGACCGAGAAUGGGAUCGCGAUCGUGGAUCAAGAAGAGAUGGUCGUCGCGAAGAUGCUGGCGGCCGGCCCCCUCGACGCGACCGCGACUUAUUCGAUGAUCGACGCGGUGGCGACAGGCGAGAUCGCGACAGAAUUGAGAGAAACCGAGAUGAUGACCUCUUCGCUCAGAAUCGACGAGGACGUAGCCCAACGCCACCACCCAAGAAGCGCGAGCCAACUCCAGAUCUCACCGACAUUAUCCCUGUUUUAGAGCGCAAACGACGCAUGACCCAAUGGGAUAUCAAGCCUCCUGGUUAUGAGAACGUUACCGCCGAACAAGCCAAACUAUCUGGCAUGUUCCCCCUACCGGGCGCCCCUCGACAACAGCCUAUGGAUCCUACGAAAUUACAAGCUUUCAUGAACCAACCCGGCGGUGCGGUUAACAGCGCAGCACUGAAGCCAGGCAAUUCCCGACAAAGCAAGAGAUUGAUCGUUUACAAUGUCCCUCCUGGUUCAACGGAGGAAAUGAUCAUGGGCUUCUUCAACCUUCAGUUGAAUGGCCUUAACGUUGUUGAGAGUACCGACCCCUGCGUUCUGUGUCAAAUUUCCAAGGACCAGUCAUUUGCUCUUCUUGAAUUCAGACACGCUUCGGAAGCUACCGUUGCCCUCGCCCUUGACGGUAUCUCGAUGGAAGCCGAUGUUGCGAACGGCGCUGCUAAUGGUAAUGGACGUGGUUUGAAGAUCCAGCGACCUAAGGACUACAUUGUACCAGCCAUUGCCGAGGAUGUUCCAUACAAGGCUGGAGUAGUCUCGAACGUGGUUAUCGACACUCCGAACAAAAUCAGCAUCGCAAACCUGCCCCCGUACCUUACCGAAGAACAAGUCACUGAACUGUUGACCUCAUUCGGCGAACUUAAGGCCUUGGCUUUGGUUAAAGAUAUUGGAACCGAGGAAUCUCGCGGUAUCGCAUUCUGCGAAUUCGUUGAUCCCGCCACAACAGACAUUGCCAUUCAGGGCCUCAACGGUAUGGCCAUCGGUGACAACAAGCUUAAGGUGCGGAAGGCUAGCAUUGGUAUAACCCAGGUCGCGGGCGUUGAGAUGGGCGUGAAUGCUAUGUCCAUGCUUGCCGGAACCACCGCCAACGACUCGGAGGAGACUCGUGUUUUGCAGUUACUGAACAUGGUGACACCGGAAGAAUUAAUGGACAACGAUGAUUACCAAGAAAUAUGUGAGGAUGUCCAAGAAGAGUGCUCGAAGUUCGGCCAGAUCAUAGAUCUUAAAGUUCCUCGACCUACUGGUGGUAGUCGACAAUCUUCGGGAGUUGGCAAGAUCUAUGUCAAGUAUGACACGACGGCGUCUGCCAAGAAGGCUCUACAGGCUCUUGCGGGCCGAAAAUUUGCAGACAGAACCGUAGUGACGACAUACUUCCCAGAGGAAAACUUCGAGGUGGGCGCGUGGUAGUUAAAAAAUGGGUUCAUAUAGUCUUUCAUCCCGAAGUACGAAGAGGUUAUUACCGCUGCGCAGAUACGAUUUGCGGGAAAGGAAGGCUGGGCUAACGAAUCGCAAGGCUUAACACUGCGAAUUGUACAACAACAGACAUACGUGAUGGAGUGGCGUACUAAUGAGGCAAUUCACAGCACUUGUCGGGCUUGAAAUCACUGGAUGUGUUCAAUCAUCGGAACGAUAUAAUACUCGUUCGACAUUUCCCGCGUAAAGCGUCAACUCGUAAAUGGUCGCAUACAGAGGUCG